Syngnathus typhle (broad-nosed pipefish) is the source of this 984-nucleotide messenger RNA. Its product is annotated as transmembrane protein 69-like. The transcript is spliced from 3 exons. Lineage: Eukaryota; Metazoa; Chordata; Actinopteri; Syngnathiformes; Syngnathidae. The record is from RefSeq and is a predicted model, not a curated record. The coding region runs from base 131 to 877 and encodes 248 amino acids.
GAAUUCUUGAAUGCCCCUUAAAACCUCCCCCGCCAUGGACAGACAAAAUAGUCGAUAGCAGAACUUAUCUCGUUUUGUGGAAGAAAAACGGCACGAUUUCGUAGCGAGGACGCUUUCGACUAAGUUUAAAAUGAUCAGACGCGAUUUCAUAAGAAGAAUCAAAAUGUUUGGAUUUGCACCUCGUGGAAAUCUCAGUAAGUUUUGGACAUGGAAUCCUCGAUGGAUAGACAGCUCAUCAUACCCAACACGCAUUCAACCGUUCUCGUCGUUGGCGAUUCCAUCCAAACAGACGUCGUCCAACAGGCUCCCGUGCAUCAAACCGAUCAACUGGGCUGGCUGGCGUCUCUGCCACUCAGACAAAAGCGACACCAAAGAAGCUUUCAGUUUGAAGGCCAUGAGUCAAGCUCCCAAACCAGCGCUGUACCUCGGUUUGUCUGGGCUCAUCCCAUUUGUGAGCGCCCCUGUCGUCAUGGCGACCACUCAGUCCUUCUACCCAGAAGUAGCAUAUGCUCAAAUGCUGUACGGCGCUUGUAUCGUAUCCUUCCUCGGAGGUGCUCGCUGGGGCUUUGCCAUUCCUGACGGGAGUCCCGCUCAACCCGACUGGAUGAACUUGGGCAACAGCGUCGUUCCGUCACUUCUGGCCUGGCUGGCUUUGCUGUGCAGGGACAAUCUCGUCGAGGGCGUCACGGUGGUCGUUGCGGGACUGGGACUGUCUUUACACUACGACCUGACCCUGCUACCUGGAUACCCAGCCUGGUUCAAAGCUAUGAGAACUUUCCUUACUCUGGUUGCUACCUUCUCACUGGUGGCAACACUGAUCUUGAAGAAUAUCUGCGCUGAGAAGAAGCUAAAGACGUUGACCGAUAAAAAGUCUUAAAUGUACAGCAGUUGGAGUGUGUAUCGGAACGUUUGAAACACUGCUAAAGAAGUUAUUUUCAGAAUGCACAGACUGACCAUCACUGGCAAUACAAGUUUAUUUCAUUA